AUGAAGGUCUCAUUGAUUCUCGCGGCUGUGGCCGUGCUGCUGGCGUUGUGCGUGAUUACGCCGGUCCAGGCACUUGCCAAGGGCGACUGCAUUGUCGAGCUGCCAAUCACUACGGGCACGCUGAUCGGGCUUGACAAGAGCAAGUUUGUCUAUAAGGCCCCCUACACCAAUUCCAAGGGUGCCGCCAAGAAGGUGACCAUCACCGUCACCCAGGCGUCCGCCUCCGACGCCGAGCGCGGCGCGGCCUCCGGCAAGGUCGUUGUCGUGUUCCCUGCCGGGACACAGUGCAACUUCACCAACAGCGCGCUGGACAAGAAGGACCCCGGGUUUGCCGCCCUCAAGACCGCCCUGAAGGGCCUGACCAUCAGUUGUGCCCCCGCCGGCUCCGGGUUCGGAAAUUAA
This is a messenger RNA of Monoraphidium neglectum, 402 nucleotides long. RefSeq lists its product as hypothetical. The record is from RefSeq and is a predicted model, not a curated record. Bases 1 to 402 code for a protein of 133 amino acids. Lineage: Eukaryota; Viridiplantae; Chlorophyta; Chlorophyceae; Sphaeropleales; Selenastraceae. The transcript has 4 exons.